Molecule: messenger RNA, 2628 nt
Organism: Drosophila sechellia
Lineage: Eukaryota; Metazoa; Arthropoda; Insecta; Diptera; Drosophilidae
Product: mitochondrial import inner membrane translocase subunit TIM44
Exons: 4
Coding region: 248-1738 (496 amino acids)
Biological process (GO): protein import into mitochondrial matrix
Cellular component (GO): mitochondrial inner membrane
Molecular function (GO): protein-folding chaperone binding
Source: RefSeq, a predicted model, not a curated record
GCGGUUGUUUCAUGUGUGAAAAAUUGAUCAAUGGUAAACAAAAUUGAAUAAAUAUAUAACAUAUAUAUAUAUAGAUAUGUGUGUUGGAAUGAAUACUUGCGAUACAUGUAAUAAAAAUACUUUUCGCUUAUAUUUAUCGAAAAGUGCGGAAUGUCAAAAUUUAAAAUGUUACAAUGAAUGUGUAGCCGACGACGAAAGUGUUCCUUGCUAUUUCCUUUAGCAAGAUUUAAAUUUAGAUUAAAUUCUAAUGAUACGAUUGACAAUUCGAAAUUCAAAGUGUUCUUUUUCAAAAUUUAGUAAAGAUUGUAUAUCAAUUGUAGAUAUAUCGAAAUUUUUCGGCCGCAAACGAUCAUUUUACGAAAUGAGGGCGACCAGUUGCAGAUCAAUUCCAUUCAACUUUCGGAUUGUAAGAUAUCCCUAUCGGCCACGACGAUUAAACAAGUAUUACGAUAUUUACAGAAUAGCUGCCCUUGCGCGGGAUCGCGCCUGUCUCUUCACGUGCCAGCAGGCCUCGCAGAACCUGCAGCAGCAGCAGCCUCGCUUUUAUAGUGCGCCAGGUCGCAGGGCCGGCUUCUUCUCGCAGUUCUUCGACAACAUGAAGGCGGAGAUGGAUAAGAACAAGGAGAUCAAGGACAAUAUCCGAAAGUUCCGUGAGGAAGCCCAGAAGCUGGAAGAAUCGGACGCCCUGAAGUCAGCGCGGCAAAAGUUUAACAUUGUCGAAUCGGAGGCGCAAAAGUCGUCUAGCAUGCUGAAGGAGCAGCUGGGCGCCAUUAAGGAGCGCGUAGGCGAUGUUCUAGAGGAGGCCAGCAAAUCCGAUCUGGCCAAAAAGGUUACCGAGGAGCUCUCGAAGAAGGCUAGGGGGGUCAGCGACACGAUCUCGGACACCAGUGGCAAGCUGGGCCAGACCAGCGCUUUCCAGGCCAUCUCUAACACGACGACGACCAUCAAAAAGGAGAUGGACAGCGCAAGCAUAGAGAAUCGUGUCUAUCGUGCUCCUGCCCAGUUGCGCAAGCGCGUCCAGCUCGACAUGAGCGAUAGCGAUCGCGUUGUGGAGCCCAACACGGAAGCCACUGGUAUGGAGCUGCACAAGGACUCCAAGUUCUACGAGUCGUGGGAGAACUUCAAGAACAACAAUACCUACGUGAACAAGGUGCUUGACUGGAAGGUUAAAUACGACGAGUCUGAGAACCCUGUGAUCCGUGCCUCCCGCCUGCUGACCGACAAAAUGUCCGACGUCAUGGGCGGACUCUUUUCGAAGACGGAGCUUUCGGAAACGAUGACGGAGCUGGUGAAAAUCGAUCCGAGCUUUGAUCAGAAGGAUUUCCUCCGCGAUUGCGAAACGGACAUCAUUCCAAAUAUUCUGGAAUCGAUUGUCCGUGGGGACCUGGAGAUUCUGAAGGACUGGUGCUUUGAGAGCACUUUCAAUAUUAUCGCAAAUCCCAUUAAGGAGGCUAAGAAGGCCGGCCUGUACCUGGACUCCAAGAUCCUCGACAUCGAGAACAUUGAAUUGGCAAUGGGCAAGGUCAUGGAGCAGGGCCCGGUACUGAUCAUCACGUUCCAAGCCCAGCAGAUCAUGUGCGUGCGGGACCAGAAGAGUCAGGUCGUCGAGGGCGAUCCGGAGAAGGUGAUGCGGGUGCACUACGUCUGGGUGCUGUGCCGCGACCGCAACGAACUCAACCCAAAGGCUGCCUGGCGGCUGAUGGAGCUGUCCGCCAACAGCUCAGAGCAAUUUGUUUAGCGCGCUGCCACGACUUUCUUUUUUACCGAGCCGUUUAAGUUUCCCUCAUUUUCUCAUCCAAAAAACAAACGAAAAGAUUACUGGACACUGAGCAUUGACGACGAACUGACCACGAACUCGACCCGCAGGAAUCUAUCAAGUGUGUACAAAGGUUUCGCUUUCGAUUGCUUUGAAAGUUUUGUCCGCCACUAGUCAACUGCGUCCGCCCGGCAGGGGCUGCUGGUCGGUCCCGUGAACGAUUCCCCCACGAAUUCCGGGCACAGCAGACUGCCGGCUCCGGCGCGGCUCAUCCUCCAAAAUGACGCCCCGGUUGUCCGUUCCUUGCGGCCACGCCCACCUCCGGCCCACUUCCGGCUAGCACGGAAGCAGUGUUCGGUGCGGGGAUUGGCCGUCGGGAUCGUGGUUCCUCCGCUGGUGUCCUGGCCAAAUCUAUAAUGUUGAAGCUUAAAGUGCAACCGCCGGUGUAUAAGGCGUAUAAGUAGUGACCAUAAGCAAAUUGUUGAGUGUAGUUGAGUUUAGGUAUUUUAAGGCCCCAACCCCUCCUGACAACCCCCCACCCCCCCUACCACACCCCUUCUCUUGUAAAUAUGGAAUUCGCUCGGGGCAGCUUGGGCACCGUAAAUUGACUGUACACACAGAAUCCAAAGAGUUGUAUGUACGUACACAUCGAGCGCCACUCAGAAUGUCUAGAAAAAUAAAAAUACUUCAAUAUUUUUACAUGUACCACUUAAGCAGCGAAUUCUUGAGAAAUAAGUGUUAUCUUACCUUACCCUAAUCACAGACAUCCAAGUUUAUGGUUGCCCAAUGGAUUGGGCAGCCGUAAGCGCUACUUGCUACUAAGUGGGCAAAAUAAAAAAUCCAAUACUUUUACAUAAUCCAUUUUUAAAACA